Cadophora gregata is the source of this 1002-nucleotide messenger RNA. RefSeq lists its product as uncharacterized. Gene Ontology annotation, molecular function: hydrolase activity. The record is from RefSeq and is a predicted model, not a curated record. The transcript has a single exon. NCBI's taxonomy places the organism in Eukaryota, Fungi, Ascomycota, Leotiomycetes, Helotiales, Ploettnerulaceae. Bases 1 to 1002 code for a protein of 333 amino acids.
AUGGAGAACUCAACACCAAUAUCUUCAAUCCGAGUGGACCGACGAGAAGGUCGUUCAAUCGCCAACGCCGCAGCCCAAAAGGUCGUCAACCCAUUCUCGUCUCUGAUACUGAAGCCGGGUAAACCUCAGCCUGGCGGAUCACCUCAAUUGACACCACCCAAGAAGACGCAAGGAGAUUGCUCAAUUGAAGAGUCACAGAUCGCAAAUACCUGGCUGUAUACUUUCAAGUAUCCAUCAAGGCCCAGAACCGAAGUAAGACACAGGAUAUACUAUUUUGCUGGAGGAGGAUUCAGGGGUCUCCCUGAAAAAGAGCAUUGGACGUUAUGCUCAGAUCUUUCUGGCAUGUUGCCGGAAUACGAAAUAAGUUUAGUCAGCUACCCAUUGACUCCGAAAUCUCCAGCCUCGAUUGCACUUCCACAUCUCGAACGCUUUUACGACGCCCUGGUUGAGCAAUCAAGGAGCGGGAACUUUCGAAUCACGUUAUUUGGCGAUUCUUCUGGAGGGAACAUUGCAAUCGUCCUAGGCCUCUAUGCUGCGGCGCAGUACCUCAAAGACACAACUGGAGGCCCAUGUCCAGUCGAGACAGUGAUGGCCAUGUGUCCAGCGACCGAUAUGCGAAACGAGAACCCCGACAUCGAUAUUGUCGAGGUCCAUGAUCCUAUCUUGAGUCGCAAAGCAAUAGAAGAAGUUGCACAAGGAUGGCGAGCCGAGCUGCCAGCGUCAGACCCACGAGUCUCACCCAUUCUCGCUGACUUGAGCAUCUUCAAGCAGGCGGGUAUCAAGGUCGAUGGAUUAACUGCUGGCUACGAUACGCUUACUCCUGAUGCCAUUAAGUUUCGAGAGAAGUUGGCAGAAUGUGGUGUCGAUGGAGAUUGGUUGCAGUGGGAGGAACAGAUGCAUUGUUUUCCUUUGCUGUCUGCGUUCCAUAUUCAUGAGGGGACGGAGGGCAAGAAAUGGAUUGUGGAUGUUUUGAAGAAGAACUUGGAUCGUUCUGCGUCUUGA